CGAGCCGGGCCGGGCCGGGCCGGGCCGGGCCGGGCAGCCGAUGGGGGAGCGCGGGGUGCCGAGCCAGGUGCAGCUCUUCCUCCGCGCCUGCGAGCAGGGCGACUGCGACACCGCCCGGCGCCUGCUGGGGCUGGCGGCGGCCGGGCCGGAGGCGGCGGGCGCCGAGGAGGCUGCGGCGGAGCCGACGGGAGGCGGCGGCGAGGCGGCGGCGGCCGGGCCCCCGGUGCCCGUGGACGGCACGGACGAGGCGGGCAACACGGGGCUGCAGUUGGCGGCGGGCGGCGGCCACGAGCAGCUGGUGCGGGUCCUGCUGCGCAAGGGCGCCUCGGUGCAGAGCCGCAACCACUACGGCUGGAGCCCGCUCAUGCAGGCGGCCAGGUUUGGACAUCUAACUGUGGCCCACAUUUUGUUGGAGAAUGGUGCUGAUCUCAAUGCACAGAAUAAGCUGGGAGCCAGCGUUCUUACAAUGGCUUCUAGAGGCGGUCAUGUCAGCAUGGUGAAAUUGUUACUGGAAUCUGGAGCUUUUGUUGAUAAUUAUGACCAUUUUAAUACCAGCUUGGUUAACACCAACAAAGAGGAGCUACCGGAUAUAACACCACUAAUGGCAGCUGCCCAACAUGGACAUGAGGCAGUGGUGCAUCUUCUGUUAGACUGGGGAGCUGAUUGUAAUUACACUGUGAAGACCAUGGGUUGGAGUCCUCUAAUGCUGGCAGCUAUGAGUGGAAACGUGAGCUUAGCACAACAGCUCAUGGAAAAAGGAGCCAAUCCUGACCAUCUAAAUGUAUUGCAUAAAACACCUUUUGAAAUCUCUGUUGACUUCAAGCAUAAAGACAUGAAAGAUUAUCUGGAAUCGCUAACAACAGUUAGACCCCAGACAGAUAAAGAAAAGAAACAACCUGAUGUUUUUCAUGCUUUGAAAAUGGGAAAUUUUCAGUUGGUAAGAGAGAUUGCUGAUGAAGACCCAAACCAAGUCAAUAUUACUAAUAGUGAUGGUGCAUCUCCGCUGAUGAUUGCUGCUGUAACUGGACAGUUGGCCCUUGUACAGCUUCUUGUUGAGAGAAAUGCUGAUAUUGACAGGCAGGAUAAUGUUCAUGGCUGGACAGCACUAAUGCAAGCCACAUACCAUGGAAAUAAAGAAGUUGUUAAGUAUUUGUUGAAUCAAGGAGCUGAUGUGAAUUUGCGUGCAAAGAACGGAUACACAGCCUUUGAUCUGAUAAUGCUGCUGAACGACCCAGACACAGAACUUGUACGAUUACUAGCAUCAGCCUGCAUGCAAGUAGACAAAGACAAGGGUAAACUGACUAAUAGAUCAUCCUUGCCCUGUUCCAGAAAUAGGCAAACUUUAAAUACUCCAGUGUUGCCAGAUGACAAGGGAGGACUAAAGUCUUGGUGGAAUAGGAUGUCAAAUAGAUUCCGCAAGCUGAAGUUGACCCAAACUUUGCGUCAUGGAUUUUCUACCAAUCAGUUUGUGCCUUUUCCUGAUGAGCCAGAAAUGUCAUUAAAUUCUACCAUAAAAGCCACUUCACAGAAUGAUGUGAACAACUCUGGAAUCCCUGAUACUACUACAGCUUGGAUCACAAAUAAAACUAGUGGUACAGGUACUACAAAAAUAGAAAAAGAUGAUGAAAUAUUGACAACCAUGUUAAGAAGUGGUGCUCCAUUUACUAGGCUACCUAAUGAUAAGCUCAAGGCUGUUAUUCCUCCUUUCUUACCUCCCUCGAGUUUUGAGCUGUGGAACUCUGACCGAACACGUACAAACAAAGAUGGCAAGGCUGAACAGACAUCUGGAAGCAAAGGUUCUAGACCAGUCAAAUUGCCUGCUUUUGUACGAAGACCUGCUUCUCCCUCAAAUUCCAACACUUUCAACCAUUCUCCUCACUCCUCUGGUGGAUCCAACAACAUAGCUGGAAUUAACAGACAUGGUGGAGAACUGCAUAAUAGAUCAGGUGGCAGUGCAGACAGUGUUUUAUCUCAAAUUGCAGCUCAAAGGAAAAAAGCAGCAGGUCUGCCAGAUCAGAAACUCAAUCAGCAGCAUAGUCCGGUCUCCACAGGUCCUUCGUCCACUCUGCCUGAUCUGCAGACUGCUCAGGUCAUUAGCAAUGGCAUAGGAAAGCAGAAACUGGAGAUGAACAAAAGGCCUACAUCUGGGACCUCAUCAACAUCUAAAAGCACAUCACCAACUCUUACACCAUCAGCAUCGCCCUCCCCAUCUCCUAAGGUUCAAGAUGCAGAGUCCUCGCUCUCUUCUCACAGGCAAGCCAAGAGUAAUGGUGGCUCUAGCAGUGGAACUAUCACUGAUGAAGGUAACCAAUUAGUGGAUCACCACAAACAUGUUCCUAGUUUGAGAACCACUGACAUAGAGAAUCAUGAAAGAAGAAACAAUAUCAGAGUAAAAGGAUUUUGUGAAAACUUGGAGAAAGAUGAGCUGACUGGAAUCCUUAAAAAAUUGUCACUUGAGAAAUAUCAGCCUAUUUUUGAAGAACAGGAGGUAGAUAUGGAAGCCUUCCUCACACUUACUGAUGGUGAUUUGAAAGAACUGGGCAUUAAGACUGAUGGAUCCAGGCAGCAAAUCUUGGCAGCUAUUUCCGAAUUAAAUGCAGGAAAGGGACGUGAGAGACAGAUUUUACAAGAAACUAUACACAACUUCCAUUCUUCCUUUGAGAGUAGUGUUAGUAACACCAGACCUCCUGGCAAUUCUCAGUCACCUGGAUGUUGGAUAAGACCACAUGAACUUGUUCCCACUAAGCGGUAGCUUUUGGAUAAGGGACUGUUAUUUUGAUGUCUGAGGUGUGGAUGAGUGAAUCCAAGUGUGCAGCAAAAAACUUUGUAAACUUAACACUAACCCACAGUGUCUGGGUGAAGACUGUGCACGAGGCUUCAGGUCAGCAAAGGUUCUCUUUUAAGAACAAAUAGUCUCAAUGACUUUAAUGGGGCAUCCUGCAUGGUUAGAUUUAAGCCUAUUAAGUGCUGUGCUGGUUCGGGGUCUAUACUAGGAACAAAGCUAGAAGUGCAGCAAGAUUGAUAACGUAAAGAGAUGUGUAGCUGACUUUGGUCUUCAGAGGUACUACUCUGGAAGGCUUCCAGAAAGCUUAUAUUGGCACAGCUAAGAACCACAGAGGUAUGUGAAAGGAGACAUGAAAGUUGUUGCCAAUUAUGAGAACUUGUGUACAUGAGUCUCUGAAUGAAUUUGGCACUACAGAAUAUUACAUCAGUAUGAGUGAAAAAGACUUAAAGGGUGUGGACAGAGGAACUCUUGGAGCUCUUGCAGAAGGGGAACAUUUCACAAAGGCUGUGUACAAGCAUUACAUUUAGAAAGCUGUAACUGAUAUUAGACCUUAGGGAUAGACAUUACACACAAACUGGUUUAAGUGAUCAGAAACUGGUUUAAACCUGUAACAGAAGAGAUGUUCAGUGCACAUAAACCAGUUUGAAAAUGGCUGACACUGGUUUGAGAUAAACCUGGUUGAAUGUAGUAUCAGCCUUAACUGAUUUAGGUCAAACUGGUUUAUACAAUGUCUGUCCCAGACCCUUUGCUGGUUUACGCUAAACCAGACACCCCCAGCAUCCUGGCAUGCUCUCUGGGGUGGGAGGGGCUCUCUGCUCCGAGCAGAGCUGGCCCCUCCCCUCUGCUCACUGGCUGGAGCUCCAGCAGAGACUUGCAGGCACAGCAGGGUCUGCUGGCUUUCCCAUGCCUGCCCCCCCCUCACUGCCUAAGCAGAGAUCCCUUCCUCCUCUCCCACAGCACAGACUGUAGCCAGCAUGUGAUAUGCUAGCUAAUGCUGUGUAAGGCAGAUAGGACACUGUCUGCUUAGGGCUUUUUGGAAGUAAUCAAAAGCUCAGAUGGUCACGUCUCUGCAUUCCUUCCUUUGGAAAAGACAGACAAGGUUAUUUGGGUAAAUCUGAUAACUUUUAUUAGAUCAACUAAAUAGUUGGAAAAAAUUUUCUUAGCAAGCUUUUGGGUUUAAAAACCCUUUGUCAGGCAGAGGAAGCAUCUGUAGUUGGUGUGUGCUUUUCCUGGAUGGAAUGAAUAGUAAGGAAGCCAGAGGCUGGUAUGCAUUUUCCUUUGGAAAAAGCUGUUUAAGAAGAGCUUGUAAUGAGCGAGGCUUUGUUUUCUGAUGGAGUGUUAAAUGCUGAUAACAGAGCUGAUAAAUGCUCUUUUAUCAAGGCUGGAGGACACCCCUCCCUAAUCACAGUGUCCUGCCAUGGCCUGACCAUGCCCCCUUCUGUUCAGCCCUGUGCAAGGGAAGGGAGGGCUGCCCUAGUGCCCCCCCAUCUUCUAGCCUGAGUCACUGCAGACAUGUGCCUGCAUUUCUGGAAUGUCUGUCUGGUUACAUAACUGAUUUAGCCUAGCUAGGUUAGACUAACCUGCAAAGAUUGAAUCAAUUCAGGCUCAGGCUUUUUGAAUGUCUGUCCCUAGCCAGGGUGAUCUACAUGGCUGGGUGUGCAAAUGUUCACAGGGCUUAGGUUGCCCUAAAAAUGGCUUACCUGAACUAAAAUUAGUUCUCAUCAGAUGAGAACUAACUUCAGAUUGGCGUGGGUUAACCUGACUUAUCAUGGAUUAGCCUAGCCUAAUGGAUGCUUGCAUGGGUGACCAACACAGCCCUUGACUGAGAAAGCCCAGCCACUCUCCACAGCCUUGGAGCAGUGAUGUUUGUACCCCCUCUGUCCAUGAGCAUACCCCUGGCCUGGGCAAUACCCCCUGUGGACCCACCAGCUGCUCCCCUCCUUACUUCCCUCUCAUCCCACUCCCCCCAGGACUUAUUGCCUCCAGCUGUCCAUACAAAUGCUUGCAUCAGGUAGUAAGCUGCCUAUCCUGUGCCAGCUUGUUUGCGCCUGAAGGCAGCAGCAGGUACUUUCUGAUUAUUAUAUGUGAAUAAGCCAAAAAUUAUUCAAAUGCAGCAAAGCUACUCCAACUUUAAACCUCAAUGAAGGCGUGUCAAAAUUGGAGCUGGUUUUGCUGCAUUUGAAUAAUUUUCAGAUCUUUCACACAUAAGAAUUAGAACAUAGAAGCUGCUGCCCUUCUGAAUUGUUCCGUUUUUGAAAGGGCUCCUGACAUUCAUGUGUCCAUACCCGAAGUUACAAGAUGUAAUGGUUUUGUGAAAGAAGUAAAAAAAAGGAAUAUUAAUACUUAUAUUAACUAAAUAAAGCAUAUUUUGUUUAAUCAAUGUUAAGAGAUUUAGAGCAACAAUAAAUAGUAAAUGCAUUUAUGUUGAUAAACUACCCAUUUGUAAAAAUUUAAAAAUAUCACUAUUUAAGAAAACCCAUAAUUUGUCACCAGUAUUUAAACAGGAAUAAUGUAAAAAUAUUUUAAAUUGUUGAUUUUUUUUUUUUUUUUUACAUUAAAACCAUUUAACAUA
Alligator mississippiensis (American alligator) is the source of this 5357-nucleotide messenger RNA. RefSeq names its product ankyrin repeat and sterile alpha motif domain containing 6 (gene ANKS6). Gene Ontology annotation, biological process: innate immune response. Gene Ontology annotation, cellular component: cytoplasm. Lineage: Eukaryota; Metazoa; Chordata; Crocodylia; Alligatoridae. The transcript is spliced from 17 exons. Gene Ontology annotation, molecular function: protein binding. The record is from RefSeq and is a predicted model, not a curated record. Bases 41 to 2752 code for a protein of 903 amino acids.